AUGAACAAUUUUGAAAAACAAGUCAAAUCCCAGAGUAAUAUCAUUGAAAAUAAGAAACGUUACGUGACCCUUUUGGAUAAAAUAAUCUUAAUAAAUGGCAUAGUAAGUGGUAUACUGCAACUGGAGUCUAUGUCAGGCUUUUUAAGUUUCAUUGCUGUAUACCUUAUAUCUAGCUUCCUCUUUGUUGCAUUUAUUUGUAAAUUCAGGGUUAGUAAAUAUCUUGAAAACUCAAUUGGGGAUCUGAUAUUUGAGCAUAUUGUUAGGGAAUUUUUAGGUUACGUUAUGGCAUGGACCUUCAGUUACGCACUAAUAAACUAG
Messenger RNA from Kazachstania africana CBS 2517, 318 nucleotides. RefSeq names its product Emc6p (gene EMC6). Bases 1 to 318 code for a protein of 105 amino acids. Gene Ontology annotation, biological process: autophagosome assembly; protein folding in endoplasmic reticulum. Gene Ontology annotation, cellular component: membrane; EMC complex; endoplasmic reticulum. Lineage: Eukaryota; Fungi; Ascomycota; Saccharomycetes; Saccharomycetales; Saccharomycetaceae. The record is from RefSeq and is a predicted model, not a curated record. The transcript has a single exon.